Exophiala mesophila is the source of this 1325-nucleotide messenger RNA. RefSeq lists its product as uncharacterized. NCBI's taxonomy places the organism in Eukaryota, Fungi, Ascomycota, Eurotiomycetes, Chaetothyriales, Herpotrichiellaceae. The record is from RefSeq and is a predicted model, not a curated record. The transcript is spliced from 2 exons. Bases 98 to 1282 code for a protein of 394 amino acids.
AGCACAUAGACUCACCUGUGGGGAGAACUAAGUAAUUCCGCCAUCGUUUGCUCAGUUUACUCCUCAACCCUCUUUCAGCGUCACUGGAAGCUCCCUCAUGGCCCUCCUCAACAUCUCACGCAUCGCACUUACGGGUCUCAUUGGCCUUGGUGUCGCCUCGUUGCACAUUUUCGGCGAGUCUAAUGGAUUGUUCCCCACGAUUGUCGACUUUCGUACCAGAGGGAUCUUACCCACCCAUCACACCUGGACCAAAUCAACCUUUGACACCAGCAUCACCGGCUUUGAUCCUCCCGACGGACUACUUGCUACACUCCUUGUCUUCUUCUGGCCGCUCCUUGACGGGGAAAAUCCCGCUGCGAGUCUGAUUAGCAUCGUUUUUGGUGGCCAAGCAGUUGCAAUUUGGUCCGUCUAUGUCCUCGAGGGCUGGAGGAAGAUCAAUCAAGGACGAGUUAUUUCUUUCACCACUAUUUGGGGUCUAGUCAUCCAGUGCAUUGGAUAUGCUGUUAUCGGCCCUCUCUAUCUGACGAUCUACCUCUUCACCUCACCACUGGUGACAUCCUCGGCACCCCUUACUCCAUCCGCAUUAACUAUCCAGGAAGGGAAUCUUUCUGGUUUACCAUUUGGAAUCAUUAUUGGAUUCAUCUUUCCUUCAGUGCUCAUGGCAUUACCUACACCAAGCGUCCUGUCACUGACGUCCAAGAUUACCGCGAUCCUAGUCUGGCAAGCAUUCCCAUUGUGGACGACCGUGUACAAUUACAUCUGGAGGUUUACCCUCUGGCCCAAGAUCGAAUACACCAAGGAAUCUGAUCGCCUUGCUAACCAAAUCACCAUCCUCCGAAACGUGUACAAGUUUGGACUGGCGUUGAGUGUUCCAGCUCACAUUGCAACAUGGACUAUCUCACUCUCUACCGUGGCAUUUCCCAGCCUCUUCACAACGGCCGCGCAAAGUGAACUCCACCCAGCUAGCGUGUUCCUUCCCCCCAAUCCCUUUGGUGAUGCCAAAUCGAUUGACGUUGCACAGGGAUCCAAAUGGUUCAUGCAGUACGAUUAUGCAAUUACGUCGACGGCAUAUGUCAUUUGGGCCAUUGCGUCGCGAUACUCGAAAUCUGUUAAGACGGCAACCAAGGAUCAAUCCGCUUCCUUGGACGCUUUGGCUCUAGUUGGCAUCCUCGGCAAAGUCGCACUCCUAGGACCUUUUGCUACGGCCUUGACUCUGAUCUGGGAACGUGAUGAGAUCAUUUUUGCGCAGGCUGGAGCGGUCGAAGAGAAGAAGACAUCUUGAUGGUGGACGUAAGAUCUGAGAUUGGUCACCUUUUGUAUUCUCC